This is a messenger RNA of Carlito syrichta (Philippine tarsier), 1193 nucleotides long. RefSeq lists its product as uncharacterized. The coding region runs from base 1 to 1143 and encodes 380 amino acids. Gene Ontology annotation, molecular function: DNA binding; protein heterodimerization activity; structural constituent of chromatin. Gene Ontology annotation, cellular component: nucleosome. The record is from RefSeq and is a predicted model, not a curated record. The transcript is spliced from 4 exons. NCBI's taxonomy places the organism in Eukaryota, Metazoa, Chordata, Mammalia, Primates, Tarsiidae. Gene Ontology annotation, biological process: nucleosome assembly.
AUGUCUGGCCGCGGCAAGGGCGGGAAGGGUCUCGGCAAAGGCGGCGCCAAGCGCCACCGCAAGGUCCUGCGCGACAACAUCCAGGGCAUCACCAAGCCCGCCAUCCGGCGCCUGGCCCGCCGCGGCGGAGUCAAGCGCAUCUCCGGCCUCAUCUACGAGGAGACCCGCGGGGUGCUCAAGGUGUUCCUGGAGAACGUGAUCCGGGACGCCGUCACCUACACGGAGCACGCCAAACGCAAGACCGUCACGGCCAUGGACGUGGUCUACGCGCUCAAGCGCCAGGGCCGCACUCUUUACGGCUUCGGAGGCUGGCUGAGUACCUUUGUGUCCGCAGUGUCUGAAGCACUUCAAUACGGUCCUUUAAAACUUGCCUACGUGCGCUCAAACUUGACAUGUACUGGCAAGCUACAACGCGAGGGUCGCUAUAAGUACUGGUACGACUCGCUGGUGUCCCCAUUCGUGUUGAGUAGUCGGGCCUAUUUAGUCAUGGCCAGAACUAAGCAAACUGCUCGGAAGUCCACGGGUGGCAAGGCGCCACGCAAGCAGCUGGCUACCAAAGCGGCUCGCAAGAGCGCCCCGGCCACCGGCGGCGUGAAGAAGCCCCACCGCUACCGGCCCGGUACCGUGGCCCUGCGCGAGAUCCGCCGCUACCAGAAGUCCACCGAGCUGCUGAUCCGCAAACUGCCGUUUCAGCGUCUGGUGCGCGAGAUCGCGCAGGACUUCAAGACCGACCUGCGCUUCCAGAGCUCCGCCGUGAUGGCGCUGCAGGAAGCUUGCGAGGCCUACCUGGUGGGGCUCUUCGAGGACACCAACCUGCUUCUGGUCUGCAGCAUGUCUGGCCGCGGCAAGGGCGGGAAGGGUCUCGGCAAAGGCGGCGCCAAGCGCCACCGCAAGGUCCUGCGCGACAACAUCCAGGGCAUCACCAAGCCCGCCAUCCGGCGCCUGGCCCGCCGCGGCGGAGUCAAGCGCAUCUCCGGCCUCAUCUACGAGGAGACCCGCGGGGUGCUCAAGGUGUUCCUGGAGAACGUGAUCCGGGACGCCGUCACCUACACGGAGCACGCCAAACGCAAGACCGUCACGGCCAUGGACGUGGUCUACGCGCUCAAGCGCCAGGGCCGCACCCUCUACGGCUUCGGGGGCUGAGUGUUUGCUGUUGCUUCUCUUUCCCACAAAAGGCCCUUUUCAGGGCCCCC